Messenger RNA from Dovyalis caffra, 2034 nucleotides. NCBI's taxonomy places the organism in Eukaryota, Viridiplantae, Streptophyta, Magnoliopsida, Malpighiales, Salicaceae. The record is from the annotation of a GenBank genome assembly.
AUGGAGUCGUUUGUCAAUGGGGUUGAUUCUUCAUCAAAGACUCACAAUUCAGCAUGCAGUGACCCGCUUUCCACGUCUUUCAUACCUCGCCCUUCUCGGCCUCCAGCUCUGAAACAAUCUAGAUAUGAAGUGGCUUCUUCCGGUGCAUACUAUGCAAGUUCUCAAAAUCAUGGCAUCAAAUCUGUCCACCAUUCAAAUGGUUCUGUAAUCUAUCCGAAGAAUUCCCACAAAACAGCUCAUGAUAGCAUCCAGCAUGAAGAAUUGCUCAAUACGGCAAAAUAUUUCUUUAGUCCUCAUAAGGGAAAAUCUGAGUUUGCGAGGUUCACUGAAGUUGUUAGUAAAUCAGCAGAAACUUCUCAUGAGACUAAGGUUUCAAUGGUGGAGAAAAAUUCCUGCAUCAAACAUCCCAUGGAUGAUCCAAAGAGCUCUAAUUCAAGUGGCUCGCUUGAUUCUGAAAGUACUGUCUUGGGUCCAUCCGAAGCAGAUGCUGGGCAGCUUCACGACCACAUAGCAUCCCAAUCAGCUUUAAGCUUCUGUCCAAGUCCUUCAAACAGCAUCUAUACUGCCACUCUCUAUGCAGAAGCCAAGCAAAGUUUCACCAACACAGAAGUAAGUGAAGAAGCAAGCAUUGUUGAGAAGUCUGUUGAAAGUAGUGAAGUAAGCAACUCUUAUGAUAACGAGAGCAGGAAAAUGAGCCUCUAUAGGGGCAGCACUGAUAGUGAUGUUAGUGAUGAAAGCAGUUCCAGUAGUUUAAGCAGUGCAUUAUACAAGCCCCAUAAGGCAAAUGAUAUAAGAUGGGAAGCAAUUCAAGCCGUCCGAUCUCAUGUGGGAGCAUUGGGGUUCAAUCACUUUAAAUUGUUGAAGAGACUGGGUUGCGGAGAUAUAGGCAGUGUUUAUCUAUCAGAAUUGAGUGGUACUAGGACUUGUUUUGCAAUGAAAGUUAUGGAUAAAGCAGCUCUAGAAGCACGGAAGAAGCUUUUAAGGGCUCAGACAGAAAGAGAGAUCCUUCAAUCUCUGGAUCAUCCAUUUCUGCCCACGCUGUAUUCACAUUUUGAAACAGAAAAGUUCUCUUGUUUGGUAAUGGAGUUCUGCCCUGGUGGGGACUUGCAUGCACUGAGGCAACGACAACCUGGGAAGUAUUUUCCAGAGCAUGCUGUCAGGUUUUAUGUUGCAGAAGUGCUCCUUGCUUUGGAAUACUUGCACAUGCUUGGGAUCAUUUACAGAGACCUCAAACCAGAGAAUGUUUUGGUGAGGGAAGAUGGGCAUAUAAUGCUUUCAGAUUUUGAUCUCUCACUAAGAUGUGCUGUCUGCCCUACUCUGGUAAAAUCUUCGAACUCCAGCUCAGAGUCGAAGAAUUCAGCAUACUGUGUGCAACCUGCUUGCAUUGAGCCAACUUGUGUAAUGCAACCAGAUUGCAUCCAACCAGCAUGUUUUGGACCACGCUUCUUCUCAGGCAAAGCCAAGAAAGGUAAAAAGAGCAAGUCUAAGAAUGAGAUGAAUCAUCAAGUAAACCCUCUGCCUGAGCUCAUUGCUGAACCGACAAAUGCUCGAUCAAUGUCUUUUGUGGGUACGCAUGAGUACUUGGCGCCUGAAAUAAUUAAAGGUGAAGGGCAUGGAAGUGCUGUAGAUUGGUGGACAUUUGGGAUCUUUCUCUAUGAGCUUUUGUUUGGUAAAACUCCUUUCAAGGGAGCAGGAAAUCGAGCUACACUAUUUAAUGUGGUUGGCCAGCCAUUAAGAUUUCCAGAAUCACCUACUGUGAGCUUUGCAGCUAGGGACUUGAUCAGAGGUUUACUUGUGAAGGAGCCACAGCAUCGUCUUGCUUAUAGACGGGGAGCCACUGAAAUAAAACAGCAUCCAUUCUUUCAGAGCAUAAACUGGGCACUCAUUCGUUGCACAAACCCCCCGGAGGUGCCAAAACAAGCAAUAAUGGAAUUUCUAAUGAGAGCUGACGCUCCAAAAGCGCCCACAGCUGCAAAUGUGCCAGGUGUUGAUGUGAAGCCUUCUGGUAAUUAUUUAGAGAUAGAUUUCUUUUAG